AUGAAUCGUAUGAUUGUGAAAUGCCGGCGAUGCAAGCACAUACCUCGCAUCCAAGCCAUUAAAUACUACUCCUCUUCCUACCGCCCCUCAAUCGCCGCAAAGCCUACCCUCGACAUAUACCAGAUCCGCAACAAUGCAGAUCUCUACACUCAAAACUGUCUCUCAAGAAACUGCCCCGAACUCGCCUCCAACCCAUCCCGCAUCGUCAAGCUCAUGCACUACCACCAGGCUUUGCAGUACGCUGCGAAAUCUUUACGCGAACGCGCAAAUGCUUUACAGAAGGAGCUUGUAGUGCUCAAAGCAGAGGGGAAGAACAUUGACGGAGCGCUCAAACAAGCGAGGGAGACUGAAACAAAGCUUCUUGAAGUUGAAGAAGUAGAGGAGGAUAUCAUGAGCAAGAUAGAAGAGUUGGCGCUGGCGUUGCCGAAUUUUGCAAGUAAGGACACGCCGAAGACCGAGUUUGAGCCUAUCUGCCAUGUCAACGCCGACGAAAAGACUAUUCAGAUCAAGGACAGCAAGGGAAAGCCAAUUCAUCACGUUGAGGUCGGAAAACAGCUUGGCAUUUUCGACUAUGCUUCUGCUGACACCACUUCCGGCAGGGGAUGGUAUUACCUCGUCGGCUCCGGCGCCCUCUUAGAACAGGCACUCGUCUCCUACGCUCUCACCUUUGCAACUCGCGAAGGCUGGACUCCCGUCUCGCCUUCGUCUCUAGUCUACUCGCACAUCUCCGCCGCUUGCGGGGCUCAAUCUCAGGAUAGUAGCGGUGAGCAACAAGUGUACAGCAUUGCGCAGGAUGAGAAGGAUGAGCCAGAGAUGAGUCUGGCAAGAUCAAGCGAUAUUGCACUGGCUGCAAUGAAGGCAAACACAGUAAUCUCGGAGGACGAGUUGCCGCUCAGAAGGGUCGCUGCUUCAAGAUGUUAUAGGCCUGAGGCUAGGCCCAACACGGAGGGACGGUAUAACGUGCAUGAGUUCACCAACGUGGAUUUAUUUGCCUGGACGAAGCCAGACGAGGAAGAGAUGGAAUACUUCUUUGACGAAAUCAUCGACAUCCAAACUGAUAUCCUCGGCGCCCUCGGUCUCACAUGCCGUGUCCUCGACAUGCCAGUCCACAAGCUCAGCGCCAGAGAAGCCCGUAGAGUCUCCAUCGAAGCUUUCUUCCCUUCUCGCGCUGUGGGUGACACACCGGAUGAGAUCCACGACGCUGCCUGGGGAGAAAUUGCCUCUGUGAGUUUCUGUACGGACUACCAGAGUCGACGGUUAGCGACGAGGAUGAGCGACGCGGCAGAUGGGACAUUGAGGUUCCCGUGGACGGUGAGUGCGACGGUGCUGGCGGUGCCUAGGGUUGUGGCGGCGUUGUUGGAAAUUGGGUGGGAUGCAGAUGAGGGGAUUGUGUGGCUGCCCAAGGUGUUGCAUCAGUUUAUGGGUACAGAUCGGAUUGAGGGCCCCAAGAUGAAGUGA
Molecule: messenger RNA, 1458 nt
Organism: Fusarium verticillioides 7600
Lineage: Eukaryota; Fungi; Ascomycota; Sordariomycetes; Hypocreales; Nectriaceae
Product: seryl-tRNA synthetase
Exons: 1
Coding region: 1-1458 (485 amino acids)
Biological process (GO): mitochondrial seryl-tRNA aminoacylation
Cellular component (GO): mitochondrion
Molecular function (GO): tRNA binding; ATP binding; serine-tRNA ligase activity
Source: RefSeq, a predicted model, not a curated record